AUGCCUUCCAAAGAUCGUCCAUUCGAGAAGAUCCUCAUCGUCGGCGCCGGGCCAUCAGGUCUUCUCCUCGCCCUCCUCCUCGCCCUCCUCCUCGCCCUUCUCCUCGCCCUCCUCCUCGCCCAACGCAACAUCCCCUCCCUCGUCCUCGAAGCCUGGCCAACUCUCGACACCCGCCUCCGCGCAACCCAGUAUGGCGUGCCUGCAACUCGCAUCUUUCGCCGCGCUGGCCUCCUUCCCGACUUUCGCGCCGCCUCUAUCCCGAAGUUUCCCGCCAUAUGCUGGAGACGCGUCGCAGACGGGGAGAAGCUCAUCGAAAUCGACAUGAGCUUGGUGGAGGAUGAGGACGAUCGUAUGACGGUGCUGCAGCUCGGGAUCAUCAUUCAAAUCAUGUAUCGGCACUGCAUGGAGAGGUUUGGACCGGACGGGAGUGAGAGGAAGGGUCUGAUCGAGGUGAGAUUUGAGCAUCGGGUUGUGGCCACGGGACAGGACAAAAAUGGAAAGAAGGCGUGGGUCGAUGUUGAGAUUGGCGGUGAGAAGAGGAGGGAGCGGGUUGAGGUGGAUUAUGUGGUGGGUUGUGACGGUGCGAGUAGCGCUGUGCGUCGCAGUCUAUACGGACACGAGUGGCUGGGACAGACAUGGGAUUGUCGUUUCGUGGUGCAGGAUGUCUUUUAUGAUGGAUUCGAGAAGCAUGGAUGGGACGGCGGGAAUUACAUGGUUGAUAAUGACCAUUGGGGUCUGAUCGCAAAGCGUGGACAUGGCGGGCUGUGGAGAGUGACUUACGGAGACUCGAAAGUCGGGUUAAGCGAUGAGGAAUACCUGGACCGACGGCCAUGGCACUUCAAGGCAAUGCUACCUGGUAAUCCGGACCCACAUGAAUACCGCAUCGAGCAGACCAAUAUGUACAACAUCCACAACAGAUGCGUACCAUCUUUCAAGGGAUGUCUGGAUGUGGGUGGUCUUGCGGACUCCUACAUCGGCUACUACGAAGGCAAGGCCAGCGAAGAGAUUCUGCAGACUUACGCAGAUGUGAGAAGAGACAUCUUCUUGAAGUACGUGGACGCGAUGAGUAUCAAGAACCUUGAUCGUGUGCGCAAGAGCGAUCCUUGGACUGUCGUGGAGACGGACAAGUUCUUCGGCAUUAUCAAGGGACUCAAUGACGACCAACAGGCGUUGAAGGAGUUCUUGAUGAAGGUUUCGAGCAUUGAGUACGACUUCACGCAACACUACCACGGAGCUGAACCUGGCUCAAUGAAGAGCUCAAAUGGCAGCCUUGAGGAUCGCAUACUUCCUGCAACCAUCACUGUCUGA
This is a messenger RNA of Fulvia fulva, 1308 nucleotides long. RefSeq names its product FAD-dependent monooxygenase terC. The record is from RefSeq and is a predicted model, not a curated record. NCBI's taxonomy places the organism in Eukaryota, Fungi, Ascomycota, Dothideomycetes, Mycosphaerellales, Mycosphaerellaceae. The transcript has 3 exons. Bases 1 to 1308 code for a protein of 435 amino acids. Gene Ontology annotation, molecular function: FAD binding.